UUCCGUUUCCUUAACUGCAACCGUAUGCACACAAACUUGCUGCACAUUAGACAUCACUUCAACAAACCAAGAUGCCGUCCAGCAUGUAUGACUACGAGGUGCUACACACCAUUGGGUCCGGUUCUUAUGGACGAUGUCAGAAAAUAAAACGGAAAUCUGACGGAAAGGUUCUGGUCUGGAAGGAGGUGAAUUAUGGCACAAUGUCCGAGAGCGAGAAGCAGAUGCUGGUGUCAGAGGUGAACCUCCUAAGAGGGCUGAAGCAUCCCAAUAUAGUGAGAUACUACGACCGCAUUGUCGACCGCACCAACACCACGCUGUGCAUCAUCAUGGAGUACUGCGAGGGUGGAGACCUGGCAAGCCUCAUUGCCCGAUGCAUCAGGGAAAGACAUUAUUUAGAAGAAAAGUUCAUCCUGCGUGUCGCAGCACAGCUCAUGUUAGCGCUGAAGGAGUGUCACAAGCGGGAUGACGACAGGCCCACCGUCCUUCACCGAGACUUGAAACCAGCCAACAUCUUCCUGGACGUCAAACAGAACGUGAAGCUGGGUGACUUUGGCCUGGCCCGGAUCCUCAACCACGAAGCCAGCUUUGCCCAGACGUUUGUUGGAACGCCUUACUACAUGUCUCCUGAGCAAAUGAACCAGAUGUGUUACAAUGAAAAGUCGGAUAUCUGGUCACUGGGUUGUUUGCUGUAUGAGCUGUGUGCCCUUAGGCCCCCUUUUACUGCCUACAACCAAAAAGAGUUGGCCAUCAAGAUUCGAGAGGGCAAGUUCAACAGAAUCCCGUAUCGAUACUCGGAAGAAAUAAAUACCCUACUCAAGACAAUGCUCAACUUGAAGGACUAUCUGAGGCCAUCUGUGGAAUCCAUCCUCCAGAGCAGCCUUCUGGCCGAAGCAGUCGGCGAAGAGCGGAGGAAAGCGCGGCAACUUCGGAGGCAGUCGGCGGGCUCCGGCGUUGCUUCCAAAAAGCCCACAGAUGUAACGCCUUCUGUCGCAGAGCUCAGGCUCCGAGAGCAGGCCUUGAAAGAGCGGGAAAAGGCACUUAAAGAACGUGAAGAGAUGCUGGAGCGACGGGAACAAGAGAUGUGUUUUCGUGAAAGCCUCGCAGACGAGAAACUAUUAAGAGCGGAGUAUUUUUUGAAGAAUUUCCCUGCGGCGCAUCAGAGGGAGCAGAGCAUAGGUGUCUGGGAGCAGUACUCCCCUGGCAAGAAGUUUCAUUUUGUAGGCGACAACAAGGAAAACCGUCAGCUGGAUCACUCUGUAGCAAUGGCACCGCGAUACGACAUGGUCAGUCAGCAUGCUCAAACCCUGACGAAUUUCGAAAAAGCCUAUCAGAUCCUCCGCAUGCGCAUCUGACAGUCGUCGUGUGACCGUAAAAUUGUAAAUAUUUUAAGUGUUGGGUCUACUUAACUUAAAUUAAGCUUGUGUGUAUGUGCUAUUUAUAAAGUGCCGUGCUUGUUUUAUCGACAAGAUUUUGUAUUGAAGAAGGUUGUCAUUAUUAUAGGUUCAAAAUACAACAACAAAGGCCAAAUUAAAGGUUUGAAUACAUUUAGGUUAUAAUUGGCAUGAAUAUGAUUGUCUUUGACCAAAGGGGCAUAUGCAGGAAAUCUGGUUCAUUCUGGAAAUUUAGACAGCCUAGCCUAAAAUACAACAACCAGGUAGUACAGAUGAACAAAAAUGUACUGUUUAACCAAACCAAAUACUCUUUUCAAGUACUCAAUCUACCACAAGAGGUCACUCGUUUAUCACAAUAGUCCAUUGAAAUCAAUGUCUGACUAUGUCA
Molecule: messenger RNA, 1779 nt
Organism: Syngnathus acus (greater pipefish)
Lineage: Eukaryota; Metazoa; Chordata; Actinopteri; Syngnathiformes; Syngnathidae
Gene: nek2
Product: NIMA-related kinase 2
Exons: 9
Coding region: 72-1352 (426 amino acids)
Biological process (GO): protein phosphorylation
Molecular function (GO): protein kinase activity; ATP binding
Source: RefSeq, a predicted model, not a curated record